This is a messenger RNA of Diorhabda carinulata, 3269 nucleotides long. RefSeq lists its product as uncharacterized. Lineage: Eukaryota; Metazoa; Arthropoda; Insecta; Coleoptera; Chrysomelidae. The transcript is spliced from 9 exons. Bases 111 to 2939 code for a protein of 942 amino acids. Gene Ontology annotation, cellular component: nucleus. Gene Ontology annotation, molecular function: zinc ion binding. The record is from RefSeq and is a predicted model, not a curated record.
ACAUUUUUCCCAUAUAAUAAAGUGAGACUGGAUGUUUCCCAUUAGUUAUAAUGAUGCGUUUAUCUACGAUUCAUUAAAUAAAAUUUUCAACAAAAAAAGUUCAAAUUAAAAUGAGUUCUAAAUGUUUUGUACCUUCAUGUAAUAAUACAGUAGGUAUAGCAUUUCCUGAAGAUCCUGAAGUAAAAAAGAAAUGGUUAGAAAUAUUAGGAGUCUCAGAUCUUGAACCCGAAUCAUCCAGUUUUGUUUGUUUAGACCACUUUCAAGAAGAUGAAAAUGAAGAAGCUGAUGGUAUAAUUGGUAAACAGUUAAAGACAACGAGUGAAGUAUUUACAGCAUUGCAAAAAUCAAGUAAGAAACCAGUAAAAGUUGAAAAAAAUGGAGAAAAUACAUCAAUAGAAAAUCAAAUUUUUUCAGCGGAGGAGUUUUCAGAAGAAGCAGGUUUCUCAACAAGUACAGGGGAGAUUUGUAGGUUAUGUAUGAAAGAGAAAUCGGAAGAUGUGAAAAAUAUUUUUGUGGAGGAAAUCGAGGAUGGCAUUCAUAUUGUUUUUGCCAUUCUUGCUUGUAUUCAUCCAAUUGAGAUCUCAUAUGAAGAUUCUUUACCAAAAAUAAUAUGUGGUGAAUGCUUGGAACUUCUUCGAGUGUGUUUCAAGUUCAGAACAGUAUGUUUAAAAAAUGAUAAAAUUCAAAAACAAGCGUUGCAUAAACAGCAACCGUCUGCAAAAAAGAGGAAAAAAACAGAUGAUAGUCAGGAAUCGGAUGACGCUCAUAAAGCAGUAGGGAAAAAGAAGGUGAAAUAUGCUGAAGAUACCGCUACUGAAGGAGAAAAUUAUGAUGAAUUAGGAGCCAUUACGGAAUUUCUCAUUAAGAAGAAUUCGCCCAAUAAAAAUUCUGAAACAAAACAUCAGGAUAGUUCAUCUGUUGCCAAAGUAAAAUUCAAAGAUGAACCUAUAAACAAUAUGGAAGAAGAACUUCGUCGAGUUUUAGAAGGAACUUUAUCAGAAGAGCAAGCUAGUGCUGACAAUAUAAUUAUUCACAUUCAAGAUGAUGAUGAAGAUAGUACAGAGGAGAGCACAGUGUUAUCAAAUUUACAACUACCAAUUGUCAUUAGAUCGGCUAACAAAGAAGAUUUAAGGAUUAAGAAAAGCCGAACUGAAGUUAAGUCUAGAAGAAGAAUGUCAGAGGAUGAUGACGCACCAAGAAGAACUUACAAGUCACUACCUGGUAUGUUUCAAGGGAUAUCGAUGAGCUAUUUACAUGAGGAUGAAUUCUGUUUAGUAGAUAAUUAUUUGUUCGAAUACAGGCUCUGUAAACAAAAUGUUCGAUAUAUGAGAUGCUUAUUACCACUGUGCAAUGCCAAAGCAGUUCAAAAGAAAAUAGAAACUUCAAAUUUAUAUAGUAACGACGUAAGGGUGUUGGUGGCCCAUGAUCAUAAUCCUCCGACAGAAGCAGAAAAAAAGAAACAGAUGUUUUUCCAUGUCAUGAAACGAAAAAUGCAAAGUGACAAAACACUUAAAUUUAAAAGUGUUUAUGAUGAAGUAUGUGAGAAAGAUCCUGAAAUUAAAGAACUCAUUCCCUUGAGGAACGUAAUCAAUGAAAUUUGUAGUCAUCAAGUUUCUUACAAAACAAAAUUUAUAAAAUCUUUUGAUGAUCUUUACAAUUAUAUAGAAGACGACUCCUUUUAUAAAUUACAAUUUACCAAUUUCGGAAUACAGUUCUAUCAAGAGAAAUUUACAGCUGAAGAUAAUGCCAAAGCAAUAGUAUUUGCUAAUGCCAAUACUAUAGAGUUGAUGUCAGAAAGUGACCUGAUGUAUAUAGAUGCUUCCUUUAGAAUAGAGACAGAAGAGUCAUUUUCAUAUCAACUGGUAACUGUAUUAGUUUGGGCAGAAGACAGUUACUUUCCAAUUAUGUUCGCUCUAGUCAACUAUAAAACUCAAGAAAUAUACAAGAAAAUAUUUGAGUUCCUUCACGAUACUCUUGCUCCAAGACUACGCCCAGAUGAAAUUGUAACAGAAUAUGAAGGCAACCUAUAUUAUGCACUUGGCGAAAUUUAUGUUGAUUCCAGCAUAGGUGGAUCCGUCUUUUAUUACACACAAAACUUGUACAAAAAAAUUUGUUCUUUCCGCCUGACAAAAGAUCUAGAAACAAACAAUUUUUUCAGAAAUAUUUAUCACAUGCUACUUAUGUUGCCAUUAUUACCUGUAAAUACUAUAAUAGAUGGUUUUCAGAACAUUAGAGAACAAGCAAAAAGCCUGGGAAUUGAAGAUUUAACUAAGGAUCUUUUUGAUCAUGUUCAAUCCGAAUGGAUUGAGAAGGUCACUCCAGAUUUAUUCUGCGUUCACAGAUUAGAAAAUCGUAUUAACGAAAAUGUUAUAGCGCCUUUUAAGAAACUUCGUGAUUAUUUGAUGCUGACCAAAGGAAAGUCACAGAAAUCCACAGAUGUCGUUACUGUUAUCGAGAAACUCAUAGAACUGGAGUCGUUUUUGCACAUAACUUAUUCGAAUCCUAAUAAAAAAUCUUUUGCUAGGGACCUAAGUAGUGCACAAAAGAAAAACGUACUGAGGGCGUGGCAGUUUAUUGAAAAUCAUCCCAGAAUUAACGUCAAUAAUUUCUUUUCAAGAGUUUUGGGUUACAUUAAAUGCAUGGAAAAUCAACUGUGGAUAUGGGGUUUCUAUCGCUACGAAGGAGAGGUUAUUGACGAAUUGAUAAAUGCUGCAAAUUUCUCCAUAGUAGCUGGUGAAUAUUUAACGGAAUAUGAAGGUCAAGAAGAAUUAGAAGAAGUAAUUCAAGAAGAAGAAGGAGAAGGACAGGAACAGGAAAGUGGUGAUCGUAUAAUAAUGGAAGCAGUUAUUGAUGAAAAUGGUGGGUUUGUUUUAAAACCUAGAGAAGAAGUUGCAGAACAACAAGAACCUGGUGAAAAUACUUAUGUUGCAUAUGAAUGAAAAAAUUUGGAUGAAAGUUUCGGAACAUACUUUCUUUCAUGUAUGGUUCACAAUCUAUUUGUAUAAAAUGAAUAAAUCGAUUUAUAGCUUUUACGUAGAUUGAUAAUUCACUUAUUCAUAUUUUGUACGUCAUCUCCAAAAAUGUAGACUAUUUUUCACUUUUUUUGUAUUUUUUAGGUGGUCUGAAAUUGUGAAAUGUAAACAUUUAUUUUUCAAUUUAAAAGUUUCUGAGUUACUAUAUAUGAUGUAAUAUAUUGAAGAAUUAUAUUAGUAAUAAAAAAAAUUUAGAGGUCCUUUGAUAAUUGAGUUGAAAAUAAAUCUUGGAAUAGA